AUGUCUCAAAAUCGGCAAAUUGCAUUCGUACUUACAAUCAACCAAGUUAAUGAAUUGUUGAAUUUGGCAGAAGCAGCGACACCAAUGGAAUAUGAGUGCGAUGGAAAUCAAUUCAGCAUUAACCCGUUAGAAGUGACUGUCAGCGCUCUGACUAGAGUUGCAGAAGCAACAGAAAAUUUUAAACCUUUCGCACCAUUAAUUGAGAUAUUUUUUAAAUUAGGGGAAGAUAUUGUAACGUUAUAUCAAAAAGCUGAACAUAAUGAACAUUUAUCUAGUUAUUUAACAAAACGUGUAAAUUCUGCUGUGGCAGUUAUAAAAGAUUUAGAAAUUCGAAAGCAAGAGAAUCAAGAAUUUUUUAAAGAGUCAGCUAAUCUUCAACUUAUAAAGGAUUUCCUAAAAUGCAUGCUUGAUAUUAGAAAAUUUGUUGCUGAUGUUUCUCAGCUCGGUUCAUUUGGUACCUUCUUUAAUUCUAAUAACAUUAUACAAAAGUAUAAGGAUUUGUCGAGUAAAUUUGAUGGCUACAUGAAUUCUUUGAAUUUGGCAAUUAAUAUGAGUACGAUUCGGUAUUUUCAGAGCUUAAAUCAAGAGACUGGAGAGUUGUUAGAAUAUGCUAAAGAGAUGAAGGACGAUUUUAAUGUUAUGAAUAAAGAGACAGAGCUACAAUAUCAAAUCAAAGUUAUUCGUACCGAUUUGACAAAAAUGAAAAAGGUUUGGACGGCAACUGUGAUGCUAUGUAAAAUCUUGAUGUUCAUGCAUGAAAUGUCUGAUAGUAAAUCUGGUUCAGAUACUUUUACAAGCAUGAAAAGAAUUAGGGAUUUAAAUGUUCGUUAUCAACGGGACUUACGUAAAGGUGCUGAAGUCUCAAUUGAACAUCGAUCCUUUUUAAAACUAGAAGAUUACGAACCAAAAUUCGAAUGUCCACCACGUGGUAAGACCAUACAUUGUAGAUGGAAUAGUGCAUUCCUUUUAGAAUAUGCAUUCAAAGAAAUUCCUCAGAUCACCGAUGAUCAAAAAAAAGACCUCAGUCAACAAGUUGCUAUUCUGAAAGAAUUAAAAGAUUCUGAACACAUUAUUAGAUUUUAUGGAAUAGCUGUGUCUUCUGACGACCUAAAAUAUUAUUUGGUAACAGAAUGGAUGGAGAAUGGUAAUUUACGGGAAUAUUACAAAAAUAAUAAAUUGGAUUGGA
Molecule: messenger RNA, 1186 nt
Organism: Dentiscutata heterogama
Lineage: Eukaryota; Fungi; Glomeromycota; Glomeromycetes; Diversisporales; Gigasporaceae
Source: the annotation of a GenBank genome assembly